AUGUUGUCCAUUGAAGGAACACUGGCUCUCGCCGAGUCUCACAAUGAUUUCGCCGACGUGAUUCGACCGGAGCUCAUUCGUGUGAUAUUGUUGACCAUUUUCGCAGCUUCAACGGGCCAGCCCACUUCAGUUACCGAAGAUACCGUCCCCGAGAAGUACCGAGAUCGUUUCUUGAGUCUGAAGCAAAAACCCAACGCUCCAGUCGUAGCCGCAGACUAUAUAGUCAUCAAAACCAUGUACAAGCCGGAAUCGACAAGCCCGCUGGCGUAUCCUCUUGCCUCACCCGAACUGGCCGGCAUCCCCAAAACGUAUUUCCAGGCUUUUGGGUAUGAUCCGGUCAGAGACUGCACUCUCAUCACGGAGCAAAGUUGGAAAGAUGCGGGAACACCAAUGAAACUGAAUAUCUACCCCGGUCUGCCUCAGUUCUUUUGGGGACUGCUUCCUCAAGCAGAUUCCAGCAAGAAACACCAGCAAGACCAAAAAGCCAGUCUUGAACAGUUGCUGAAUGAGGACUUGACCUCUCAACGCGCUCCCGCCCAGCAGACGCGACGACUACGGGAAGGAAAGGGGGUCGCCUCCGACUUGACAUCACCGCGAACCUCUCCAUUCUGCCAUUGCACCGUCUCCCAUCCCCAAGAAGGCGCCAGCUCUCACGAGCACCUCUGUUUCAUCAUGGCACCCAAAUCCAAACCGCCCGAAAAGAAGCAGCAGUCGCUCACAAACUUCUUCCAGCCAAAGACCGUCAAUGGCCUCGCCGCCGCCUUCCAAAAGUCGCAAUCGGAAGCCGCCCGAUCGAGCCCACCCGAGUCGCCAGAAUCCUCGCGCAAGCGCCCUCUAGAGGAAGACAUCGAAAGCGGCAGCAAGCGACCGGAGAAGAACACCAAGAGAGCAAAGGGAGACAAGAGUGAGAAGGCCAAUGCUGUGGACCAGGGGAAGAGCUCCUUCUUCACACCAGGAACCCAGCCGCCGGCGUCCGAGUCUGAGCCCAAGUCCAAAGCAUCUGCAACUUCCGCUAGGACGGGACGGUUCGCCUACAGCCAGAGCUCAGAUGUGAAUGAGGAGGAAGUGGAGGAUGAGGAUUCGUCCACGAAGCGGCGCAAGGAGGAGCUACACAAAAAGUUCGUCAAGAAGCUGGGCCACCCGGACAGCAUGCUGUGGCGGCGCCGGAGGGAGGACGACAAGGAAGCUGCCGAUGGGGAGGAGGGUGAAGAAGAUGAUGAUGACGAGGCCUCGCCGCCCCCCAAGGCGAAGAAGGGCGGCGCAAGAGCAAACAAGAAGCUCACGCCCAUGGAGAUCCAGUUCCUCGACAUCAAGCGUAAGCAUCUGGAUACAGUCCUCAUCGUCGAAGUCGGCUACAAGUUCCGAUUCUUUGGCGAAGACGCCCGUAUUGCCGCCAAGGCGCUCAGUAUCGUGUGCAUACCUGGCAAGUAUCGCUACGACGAGCACCCCUCUGAAGCACAUCUGGAGCGCUUCGCCUCUGCGAGCAUUCCGGUACAUCGCCUGCCCGUCCAUGCCAAGCGCCUCGUUGCUGCUGGUCACAAGGUCGGCGUAGUCCGUCAGAUUGAAACGGCUGCCCUAAAAAAGGCCGGCGACAACCGCAACGCUCCGUUUAUCCGGAAGUUGACCAACGUCUAUACCAAGGGCACCUACAUCGACGAAAAUGGCGAACUCGAAACAGGUGGCGACGGCGGGGCUCCAUCGGGUGGCUAUCUGCUCUGCAUCACCGAGUCUCCUAGCAAGGGGCAAGGCACCGACGAGAAGGUCGAGGUUGGCAUAGUAGCUGUGCAGCCAACCACGGGAGACAUCAUCUACGACACCUUUGAGGACGGCUUCAUGCGCAGUGAAAUCGAGACCCGGUUGCUGCACAUUUCGCCAUGCGAGUUCGUCAUUGUCGGCGACCUCACAAAGGGAUCCGAUAAGCUCGUCCAGCACCUCUCGGGGAGCAGCACAAAUGUCUUUGGAGACCGCAGCCGCGUCGAGCGCGUCCCCCGCUCCAAGACCAUGGCCGCCGAGGCCUACUCGCACGUAACACAGUUCUACGCCGACAAGCUGCAGCAGACACCCGACGCCGCCGCUUCGGCCCUCCUGGAGCGCAUCCUCCACCUUCCCGAGCCCGUCACGGUCUGCCUCUCCGCCAUGAUCAACCACCUGAAAGAAUACGGCCUCGAGCACGUCUUCGACCUCACAAAGAACUUCACCAGCUUCUCCGCGCGCCAGCACAUGCUCCUAAACGGAACGACGCUCGAGGCUCUCGAAGUCUACCGUAAUGCCACCGACCACUCCGAGCGUGGCUCCCUCUUCUGGGCCCUUGACAAGACCACCACGCGUUUCGGCCAGCGCCUCCUCCGCAAAUGGGUAGGCCGACCUCUACUCGACGUCUUCCGUCUCGAAGAACGCGUCGCCGCCGUCCAGGAACUCGUCGACGAGCAGUCCUCCGCCAAGGUCGACCGGCUAGAGACACUUCUCGCCGGCACCAAGACCGACCUAGAGCGCAGUCUCAUCCGCAUCUACUACGGCAAGUGUACCCGCCCCGAACUCCUCUCCGUCCUCCAAACCCUCCAGCGCAUCGCCAUACAAUACCCAACCGUCAAGUCGGCCGAAGCAACGGGCUUCGCUUCCCCCCUCAUCGCCUCCGCCGUCCUCUCCCUACCCCAGAUCCUUGACCUCGUCGUCUUCCACCUCGACAAGAUCAACCCCGAGGCCGCCCGCAAAGACGACAAGUACAACUUCUUCCGCGAAUCAGAACAAACCGAGGACAUUGAAGACCACAAAAUGGGCAUCGUCUCCGUCGAACAAUCCCUCGACGAGCACCGCGCCGACGCAGCCUCCUCCCUCAAACGCAAGAAGCCUGUCGACUACGUCACCGUCUCGGGCAUCGAGUUCCUCAUCGAGGUACCCAACACAGACCUCAAAUCCGUCCCGGCCUCCUGGAUCAAGAUCUCGGGCACAAAGAAGCUCUCCCGCUUCCACACACCCGCCGUCGUCCGCCUCAUUGCCGAGCGAGACCAGCACCGCGAAGCCCUCGCCGCCGCCUGCGACGCCGCCUUCUCCUCUCUGUUACAGACAAUCGCAGACGCCUACCAACCCCUCCGCGACGCCGUCUCCUCCCUCGCAACCCUCGACUGCCUCCUCUCCCUCUCCCGCGUCGCCGCCCUCCCAGGCUACAGCAAACCGACCUUCCUCCCCGCCUCCACCAAACCCACAAUCUCAAUCGCCCAAGGCCGCCACCCUAUCGCAGAACAUACCCUCUCAGACCCCUACAUCCCCUUCACAACAACCCUCUCCUCCCCAUCCCCGCUAGCCCACCUCAUAACAGGCCCCAAUAUGGGCGGCAAAUCCUCCUUCGUCCGCGCCGUCGCCCUCCUCGUCCUCCUCGCCCAAAUAGGCUCCUUUGUCCCCGCCGACGCCUUCCAACUCACCCUCGCCGACGCAAUCCACGUCCGCAUGGGCGCCCGCGACAAUCUCGCCGCCGGCGAAUCAACCUUCAUGGUCGAGGUCUCGGAAACGGCCCGCAUCCUCCGCGCCGCCACCCCGCGCUCCCUCGUCAUCCUCGACGAGCUAGGCAGGGGCACCUCCACUUACGACGGCGCCGCUAUCGCCCACGCUGUCCUCGACCACGUCGUCCGCGAAAACAGGUGUCUUACCCUUUUCAUCACACACUACCAGAACCUCGCUCGCCUGGCCGAGGGAAUCGGCGAAGGCCUCGUCAAGAACGUCCACAUGCGCUUCACCGCUACCCGCAAAGCUGGGACCGGGGCGGAGGAAGGCGACGUCGAUGCGGAUGACGCGGGUGCUGAUGAGGAGAUUACUUUCUUGUACGAAGUUGGAGAGGGAGUUGCGCACAGGUCGUACGGACUGAAUGUGGCUCGUCUCGCUCGCAUACCCCGCAAGGUCAUUGAUGUUGCCUCGCAGAGGUCGCACGAGAUGGAACAAGAUGUAAGGAUCCGGAGAUUAAGGGGUACAGCUCGUCUUCUCGUUGAAGUACUGGAGACGAACCCCGACCAGAUUGAUCAUUUGAUCUCAAACAUAGAGCAAUUGUAG
Messenger RNA from Colletotrichum orchidophilum, 4041 nucleotides. RefSeq names its product MutS domain V. Gene Ontology annotation, molecular function: ATP binding; mismatched DNA binding; ATP-dependent DNA damage sensor activity. The record is from RefSeq and is a predicted model, not a curated record. The coding region runs from base 1 to 4041 and encodes 1346 amino acids. The transcript is spliced from 4 exons. Lineage: Eukaryota; Fungi; Ascomycota; Sordariomycetes; Glomerellales; Glomerellaceae. Gene Ontology annotation, cellular component: nucleus. Gene Ontology annotation, biological process: mitotic recombination; mismatch repair.